Molecule: messenger RNA, 1395 nt
Organism: Penicillium vulpinum
Lineage: Eukaryota; Fungi; Ascomycota; Eurotiomycetes; Eurotiales; Aspergillaceae
Gene: zrfC
Product: putative ZIP Zinc transporter
Exons: 4
Coding region: 1-1395 (464 amino acids)
Biological process (GO): zinc ion transmembrane transport
Cellular component (GO): plasma membrane
Molecular function (GO): zinc ion transmembrane transporter activity
Source: RefSeq, a predicted model, not a curated record
AUGCUCAUUUCCAGACCCCUCCUUAUAUCGCUAGGCAUUGCCAGAGUAUAUGCAGCCACAGCAACAACAUCAGCACAAACGUCAUCAAUAACUGGCUGCCAUAGUCAUGGCUCAAGCAUUUACUGUAUCGAUGGAGAAGGCCACGAAGUUUUAGUUUCGGCCACAUCUACCCCUACAACCGGAGUACCAGCACAAUACACUGGGUGUCACUCUCAUGGAAGCGAGUCAUAUUGCGUGGAUGGAGAUGGAAACGAUGUCCUGAUCCAAGAAGAAGAAACGGAAGCCGAGGAGACCGAACACAGUCACAGUGAAGAUAGCACCACCGAGGAAUCCUCAAGCGAAGCCAAACAAAGCUGCCACUUCCAUGCUGGUGUCGAACACUGCGUGAGUGAAGGUGAAUCAGAGACAAGUGCUUCAUCGUGUGGUAUCCAAGCAAGAGACUACAACGUGCCUCUGAGAAUUGGCACACUGUUUGUUGUCCUUGUCACCAGUGGAAUUGGUGUUUUUGCCCCUAUUCUCCUGAUGAAACUUCCAUAUGCCUCUAUCAAUGGGGUUGUCUCGACCGUCAUCAAACAAUUCGGAACUGGCAUCAUCCUCGCCACAGCUUUCAUCCAUCUAUACACCCAUGCAAACCUUAUGUUCACGAACGAGUGUUUGGGAGAACUCGAAUACGAAGCGACUACCUCCGCGGUAGUCAUGGCGGGUAUAUUCAUUGCUUUCUUGUUGGAAUACGUUGGCCAUAGGAUUAUCGUCGCUCGCCGCAGCAAGAAGAGCUCCGCCGAAACCAUACCGUCUGAGUCUCAGCAAACGCAUCAGAAGGAAGAGCAUGACCACUCUCAGGACCAACAGCAACAGCCCACGUUGGCUUGUCUUGGGCACAAUCACGGCUCAUUCGAUCAUACUGGGCCCGACAGCAAAUUUUCGGUCAUUGUCAUGGAAGCGGGUAUACUCUUCCACAGUAUCUUGAUUGGGCUCACCCUUGUCGUUGCCGGGGACUCAUUUUACAAGACGCUUCUGGUGGUGAUUGUGUUUCAUCAAUUCUUCGAAGGAUUGGCACUCGGCGCUCGUAUUGCAAUCCUUCCGGGAGCCAUAUUUCCUUCUAAGGCGAUUAUGGCCGGGGCAUUUGCCUUGAUCACACCUAUUGGCAUGGCUAUUGGGCUUGGUGUUCUUCACACUUUUAAUGGUAAUUCGAGGAACACUUUGAUUGCACUAGGAACACUGGACGCGCUGUCUGCUGGUAUCCUGGUGUGGGUUGGUAUCGUCGAUAUGUGGGCGCGUGACUGGGUCAUCGAGGGAGGUGAAAUGUUGCAUGCAAAGUUGGGAAAAGUUUUGACUGGUGGUAUUUCCUUGGUCAGUGGGCUGGUGUUGAUGGGACUGCUAGGAAAAUGGGCCUGA